AAAUGCAAGGGAGGGGGGUAAAGGAAAAGGGGGAAGAAGAUUAGCAGAGAAGUUUAUGAUUUGGGAGAGAGAAGCGGAAGGAUGGCCGAAUCCUUUCCGUUCCGUGCGUUUGAAUGUGACGGUAGUUUGGUGAAACGAAAAUGCCCACUAGGGCAGGCGAGGGGAACUUUCGAGUGGCGAUCUUUUGGAGGCAUUUGAUCGGGAUCGGAAAAGUUUCUUGACAUUCUUUACCGAGCACUUUUCUUCCACGCGAUCAAACGCUACAAGUAAAACUGGGUUAGCCGUUGCUUCAGGAGGUCUUCUGAAAUCUGUCUCUUCCUGCUGCCCCUCUCCUUGCCGAGAAGCCGAAAUUCCUCUCUGUGCCACGGCACGCCCAUACGCACACACAUAUUCUGUCAAAUUACCCCAAAAGUUAACCUCCUCUGCUGGAGAGAGAUAGAGAUAGAGAGAGGCUUUUACAGGGACAGAAGACUCGACCAUUCAUAAACGGAAAUAAGAACAAAAAAAAAAAAAAAGAAAGAAAGAAAGAAAGGAACCCAGCAGCACCUGCCGCCGCCAUGUUUUCCACUCGUUCCCGACGAAUUCCCCUCGUCUUCCUUCGCCAUUUGAGCUCAGCAUUACCCGCCGCCUCCAUUUUGAACCCCCAAAGCCUUCCGUUUCUCACCUCCAGGCAGAAGUCCCGAAAUGCCCUCGCGCUUCUGAAGUCCGAGGAGGACCCUGAUCGCAUUGUUGAGAUCGCCCGGGCCGCAUCUCUUUCUACUCAGUCCCACCUGGACCGCAUCUCCUUGUCUAUUGCCGUCUCCAAGCUCGCGGCCUCUCGGUCCUUCGACACCCUGCACAAGUUCCUUGAGGAGCAGAAGAAUCGGCCUGACUGCCGUGAUGAGAGAUUUGUCAACAAGGUGAUCAUCCUCUAUGGUAAAUCUGGUAUGCUUCACGAAUCAGUCCGGACCUUCGAGCAGAUGGACAAGCUGGGCCUUCGCCGCACUGUGAGAUCCCUCAACGCCCUUCUCUCUGCUGCCGUCGCCUCCAAGAACCACGAAGAGGUUGGUAGGAUCUUCACUGAAUUUCCCAAAGCUUUCACUAUCAAGCCGGAUUUGGACACGUAUAAUACAGUGAUCAAGUCACAGUGUGAUUCUGGUAAUUCCAUGUCUGCUUACUCGAUACUGGACGAGAUGGAUAAGAACAAGGUCCACCCGAAUGAGAUCUCAUAUGGGACGUUGAUGGCUGGGCUGUACGCAGAGGAACGAUUCGAUGAGAUUGCGAAAGUUCUGGAUUUGAUGAAGAAGAAGGGAUGCAGUCCGAGCUUGACCACAACCAACUUCCGCCUCAAGAGUCUCUGUAAACUGGGGAAGUCAGUGGAGGCGAAGGCAUUACUUGAUGGGAUAAGAUCGAGGGGGAUUCUUCCGGACGUGUUUGCGUUCUAUAAUCUGAUUUAUGGAUUCUGUAAGGAAGGUAACCUCGAAGAAGCAAAGAGUAUCUUCUUUGAGAUGGGGAAGAAGAAGAACCCUGCUCCAAGCAGCGAAUGCUAUUUCACAUUGAUAUAUUACUUGUGCGAGAGUGGGGACUUCAGUUGCGCAUUUGAUCUUUGUAACAAGUGCAUGGAGCGUGGAUGGGUGCCAAACUUUACUACCGUGAAGUCUUUGGUGAAUGGGCUUGCGAGGAAUGAAAGGGCGGAGGAGGCGCGUGGAGUUGUGGAGAAGGUAAAAGAGAAGUUUCCUGGUAAAGUAAACAUGUGGAUGGAAGUGGAGGAAAUGCUACACUAGACUUCUCUUCUGUCUGCAAGUUUUAGUUUGAACUUUAACCAAAAUGUCUGCCUUUCCAGUUUCGACAAAAAUGGUCAGUGUAAGCAAGAACACACCUCACUUGAGGGAUCAGGUUUGAGACUUUUAGGGCGUGUUUCUUUGCUGCUCCGAAAAACUGGCAGAAUAUGACGUUUUGUUUGCUGUUGCGCGAAUAACUGCAGGUGUUUCAGGAGAUGGCUAUAUAUGUUGUCCGUUUGAUUUGGAUUUUGGA
This is a messenger RNA of Nymphaea colorata (pocket water lily), 2013 nucleotides long. Its product is annotated as pentatricopeptide repeat-containing protein At1g61870, mitochondrial-like. Gene Ontology annotation, molecular function: protein binding. The record is from RefSeq and is a predicted model, not a curated record. Bases 558 to 1763 code for a protein of 401 amino acids. The transcript is spliced from 2 exons. Lineage: Eukaryota; Viridiplantae; Streptophyta; Magnoliopsida; Nymphaeales; Nymphaeaceae.